CUUGAUUGUGACGUUUAGUUCGUGAGACCUAUUCAAGUCACGGGAAAAACGGACUUUCUUUCCCUUUUCUAGACGUAUGACAAAUUCUAAAGAGAUGAUAACAAGUUGGAAUGCAAAGGAGUUAGCUGCUGCCGCAAAUUGGUCUAGACAAUAUCAACCUGCAACACAUGGUAACAGUCAUGAAAAUCAUGAGAAUACUGAGUCAAGUGAGGUAUUGAAACAGUCAGAGACACCAGAAUGGGAAAAAGCAAGGCAAGCAUUAGCCAAAAUGAACCCACAGAUUUCUAAGUCACCUGUAAAGUCUUCAACCAAAGCUAGCAAUAGCAACCCUAGCGGUAUGACUUCCACCAUCCAGCAGCAACCAAUGAUGUACCCACAGUACUAUCAACAAUAUUAUCCACCAUGGAAUGGCUAUAACUAUCAGUAUCCUUAUACAGGUUAUAUACCACCUUACCCUAUGCCUCCUUCACAGCCAAAUGUACGUCCACCUCCACCCUAUCAACCAUCACCUCCUUCAGUACCUUCAUCAACAGCAAGCAGCAUAAACUCAACUGAGAACAUAAAUACCACACCAACUGAACAAACAAGUGACCAGAACACCUUACAUGAGCACACGAAACUCAGUACUUAUCAGCCAAGGCAGCAUUGGCAAACCAGAAAUCAGCAGCAUCCUCCAUAUUCACCUCAAAAUGAAAAGGAGGAAAAUAACAGAGAACAAGAAAGCAGGCAUACUUUUGUACCUCGGCAGCAACGUAGUUCCUAUGCUGAUGCUUUAAAGCACCAAAAUGAUGAAAACAGCAACAGAGAGCAAGGAAGCAGGCAUACUUUCAUACCACCACAGCAAAGAACGUCCUAUGCUGAUGCUUUGAAGAAUCAAAAUGAUGAAAACAGCAACAAUAAUAAACAAUCAUUUUGGAAACAAUCUAAUCAGUCAAAGUGGAACCCAGGUGGAAAUUUGAAUAAUAAUAGUUUUUCGUCACCAAAUGCAAAGAAAUUUAGACCAUCUUUUGAGAGAAGGGAUAGUCUUUCACAAGAUGAACGUUCAACACCUUUGCAGACAGAGCCUCCAAAAAAAAGAAGCCCUAGUAGGAAGCAGCAACAGCCGCAACACCAAGAGCAGCAGCACAUGAGAAAACCAGAGAGACAAAAAUCCCCACCCAAAGAGGAUACCAGAGAUGAACCCUCACUGUCAGCUCAAGAGUGGCCACCAAGUUUGAGGGAAUAUGUGCAGAGAGCAUUUGAGAAGUGUGAAACAGAAUCUGAUAAAGAUCAAACAGAACAGUUCCUGAAGAAUAUGCUGACUUCACACUUCAGAGAUGGCACUGCUUGGGUAGUUGACUGGGACAAAGAACCUUUGCCAAGUCUGAGGAGGUCACCCCCAGAAGAUAAAAAACUCCCUAGAUGGCAUCCUUCAAGGAGGAGGUCGCCACCUGUUCCUCGAAGAAGAAGGGAAAGGAGCAGGAGUUUAUCACGUUCUAGAAGUGGCAGUAGAAGUAGAAGUAGGAGUAGAAGCAGAAGUAGGAGUGUUAGUCCUGAUAGCAAGACAAGGACAAAAGCAUUUGAUCCUAAACGACUUGGAAAGAAAUUGCCCAAAACUAAAGGAAAGGGAGGAAAACCUCAAAAAGGGAAGAAGAAUGCUAAAGGGCCACAAAUAGCAAAUUACAAUGCUACUGCUGACCCAAAAGCUCAGGAAAAGAUACAGAAACGUGCAGAGAGAUUCAAGUCAACUUUAGCCCCUCAAAGGCCCAUGGCAACUAGUAUUUUAAACACCAUCCAUUCUUUGUCAUUUGGUGAAGAUGGUGAAGAAAUGGAUUGGAGCAAAUAUCAUGUAGUUGGAACAUGUGAAGAUUUAGAAAAACCCUACCUCAGGCUUACUUCAGCACCAGACCCCUCCACUGUUCGUCCAGUUGAGGUACUGGGAAAAUCUAUGGAAAUGAUCAAAAACCGUUGGAAAGAAAAGCAAGACUACACUUAUGUUUGUGAGCAACUUAAGUCUGUCCGUCAGGAUCUCACUGUGCAAGGGAUUAGAGAUGCUUUCACUGUACAAGUCUAUGAAACUCAUGCCAGGAUAGCCUUAGAGAAGGGAGACAGAGAGGAGUUCAACCAGUGUCAGACACAGCUGAAAGCCUUGUAUGCUGAAAAUUUGCCGGGAAAUGUUGUAGAGUUUACUGCCUAUAGACUGCUUUAUUAUAUUCUCACCAAAAAUACAUUGGAUCUGACAACAGCCUUGGCUCAUUUGACAAAAGAAGAGAAAGCGGACCCGGCAAUAAAACACGCAUUAUUAAUACGUUCAGCUUGGGCUUUGUCUAAUUAUCACACUUUUUUCCAGCUCUACUUGAAUGCACCCAACAUGUCAGGCUAUCUAUUAGAUCUCUUUGUACAGCGCGAGAGAGUCCAAGCUCUGAGGGCCAUGAUCAAAUCGUGGGUUGUUUUUGUGUGUUAUUUUCUGGGAAAAUGGCGAUCUGUUCAUUCGUUAAUUUUGAAUUUUAAAAUGUACCAUUUGUUUUUUAAGAAAAACCUAUAUUCAAUUAAAAUGAAAUUGGUCAUUUCCACUGGCUGCUGUUCUAGUGUAAUUUGUAAGGAAAGGCAAAAAUGAACCGAUCAUCAAUCUCAUUUCCCAGAUAUUUUAGAGCAUUUUUUUCUGACUUUGCCGAUACUCGAGCUGAUGUUUUCCACAUUCAAUUUGUGUUCAAACCUCCACACAUUGUCCCUCUGAUUUGUUAACUUGAGGAGAAUUGUGUUUGCCCCUUUUUUUCUAGUCUUGUGGUCUAAGUCAUAAAAACAUGCCCUAAGAUGAUGCAUGAUAUAUGAUUGUUUGUGUGUAUCGUAGUAGUGUCAUCGUUGUUUCUGUGGUUACCUUUUUAGUCAUGUUUGUGCCUUCGGACCUAAAUUCGAAGGAUUAUUGUAUGUAGCUAUGAGUUCAAUAUUUUUCUGUGCAAGGCCCAGGUGUCAUUAGGGUGUAAAACAUUAGUAAUGCUAAACCUUCACAAACUUUCAUCGCUCUGUGGUCAUGUGAUUUCCCAAGAUUUUCCCACUGUGCUUACAUCUUUUUGGCCUUCUUGCAAAGAGUAGCAUUUACCUAUUUUCUUGGAGGGUAUUUCCUUCGAUCCUAUCGUUUACUUACAUUAAAGCGCAUUUUUCUUGCGUGCGUUAUACUUUGUCCAGUCAAAAAAAAAAGACGUGUAUUGGAGGAAUUAUCCCUGGAAUUAGU
This is a messenger RNA of Pocillopora verrucosa, 3211 nucleotides long. The record is from RefSeq and is a predicted model, not a curated record. Lineage: Eukaryota; Metazoa; Cnidaria; Anthozoa; Scleractinia; Pocilloporidae.